AUUUGGUAAUUCAUUCAAAUAGCUGUCUGAAUAUUCUGCAUGCAUCGAUUGUAAUACAUCAAGACAUCACAUACAACGUUCAUAAAGCUUCUCCCAAGCUGAUUAGCUAGUCUUAACUGGCAAGAUGGAAGAUGUAGGCGUUACAAUCGUGAUUGGUUUCAUCAACAUUGUUGCGACAAUUGUGGAUUUUGUGUUGUAUUUACCAGAAUUGCUCACUGGGGGAUCUGAGAAAAAGAGCUCUUCACCAUAUGCCCAACAGACUAGUAAUGAACCAUCAGCACCAUGGAGAGCUUUAGAGUCAUUAGGGGAACUUGCAACAACAAUCUCCCCUGACUGCAAAACGUUAGAUGAACUAUUCAAAAGAGCUGCUCAAAUACACAGUGAAUCUCCAUGUUUAGGGACAAGGGAGGUACUAGCUGAAGAAGAUGAAACUCAACCCAAUGGGAAAGUUUUCAAAAAGUUUAUACUUGGGGACUACACUUGGCAGACAUUCAAAGAUGUUGACACAAGAGCAGAGAAUCUAGGAAGUGGUCUCGCAUCUUUGGGUCAGCAACCAAGACAGAACAUUCUUAUUUUUGCUGAGACUCGGGCAGAAUGGAUGAUCUCAAUGCAAGCGUGUCUCAAAUAUAACUUCCCAGUUGUGACCCUGUAUGCUACACUUGGAGAAGAUGCCAUAAUCCAUGGGGUCAAUGAAUCAGAAGUUACACAUCUAAUAACUAGUAAUGAACUCAUAGAAAAAUUUAAGAAAAUUCUCCCACAAAUGCCGAAUGUUGAACAUAUCAUAUACUUCGACUAUGGUCUCAAUAAGCCAGAUGUUAGUGGCUUUCCUGAAAAUGUCAAAUUACAUUCCAUGUCCAGAGUAGAAGAACUGGGCUCACGUGCAGAAAAUAAGAGUGUAGUACCACAGAAGCCAACCAGGGAUGACCUUGCAGUUAUAAUGUAUACGAGUGGUUCCACUGGAAUGCCUAAAGGUGUUAUGAUUAGCCAUGGCAACCUGAUGUGUGGCAUGGCUGGACAAUGUUCAAGAAUUCCAAAACUAGGACAAAUGGCAGACACCUAUAUUGGAUACCUUCCUCUUGCUCAUGUCUUAGAAUUAAGCGCAGAGAUGUCCUGUUUAGCAAAUGGUGUAAGGAUUGGCUACUCACAGCCUCUAACAAUAACUGACCAGUCCACUAAGAUUAAGAGGGGAUGUAAGGGAGAUGUCUCCGUCUUGAAACCAACACUCAUGGCAUCUGUUCCAGUGAUAAUGGAUCGUAUCUACAAGAAUGUAUGGGACAAAAUCAACAAUGGAAGCAAGUUUUCCAAGGCACUAUUUAACUGGGCAUACAACUAUAAAGCAAAACGAUAUAUCAAAGGUGGCGAUACUCCAAUUCUUAAUAAGCUCAUCUUUAAGAAGGUAAAGGCAAUCCUAGGUGGCAAUGUACGAAUGAUGCUUUGUGGGGGAGCACCUCUUUCUGCUGAGACUCAGCGCUUCAUGAACAUUUCAUUCUGUUGCCCUGUUGGACAGGGAUAUGGCUUGACAGAGACAUGUGGUGCUGGAACUAUAUCAGAUGCUACUGAUUUAACAACUGGGAGAGUUGGGGCUCCUUUGACCUGCUGUGAGUUCAAGCUGAUUGACUGGGAAGAAGGCAACUAUCGGAACACAGAUAAGCCUUUCCCGAGGGGAGAGGUGAUGGUGGGAGGGGGAAAUGUGACGCUUGGGUAUUACAAGAACCCAUCAAAGACUGCUGAGGAUUUCAGCGUUGUGAAUGGCCAGAGGUGGUUCUCUACUGGUGAUAUUGGAGAGUUUCAAACAGAUGGCGUGCUCAGAAUUGUCGAUCGUAAGAAGGAUUUAGUGAAACUUCAAGCUGGUGAAUAUGUGUCACUAUCAAAGGUUGAGACUGCUUUGAAAAUGUGUCCACUCAUUGACAAUUGUUGUGUGUAUGCUGAUAGCUCAGCCAUGUAUGCUAUCUGUCUUGUUAUACCCAAUCAGAAACAGUUAUCAGACCUAGGCACCAAACUUGGUAUUGAACACCAGUCGUGGGAGGAGCUCUGUGAAAAACCUGAGAUUGUGAAAGAGUAUCUAAAAGAAAUACAAGUGCAAGGCAAAAAAUCUAAACUAGAAAGGUUUGAAAUCCCCCAGAGAGUCAAGGUGUGUGAAUUGGUAUGGCUGCCAGAGACUGGACUUGUAACAGACGCUUUGAAAUUAAAACGCAAACAAAUACAAUCUUAUUAUCAAGAACAAAUUAAUGAAAUGUACAGUUGAAAACACACAGAUGGAAGUACACAUCGAAAUUGAUGGUUUUAAAUGCAGUGUUUGUCUCAUGAGAGAAACUUAUAGAAUUUACAGAUUUUUUUACUUCACCAAAACUCUUAUGUUUUGACAGAAAAAAACGUUGUAGUCUGAACAUAUU
Owenia fusiformis is the source of this 2393-nucleotide messenger RNA. The record is from the annotation of a GenBank genome assembly. NCBI's taxonomy places the organism in Eukaryota, Metazoa, Annelida, Polychaeta, Sabellida, Oweniidae.